Hymenoscyphus albidus is the source of this 1030-nucleotide messenger RNA. The record is from the annotation of a GenBank genome assembly. Lineage: Eukaryota; Fungi; Ascomycota; Leotiomycetes; Helotiales; Helotiaceae.
AUGGAUUGUAACGUAUGACAGGAUAAGUUGCCAUCUUUAUGGCUUGACUAACAAUAGCAUAGAUAUGUAUCCAAACCCGAAGCUUCGAGACUUGGACUUUCCGGUGUCUCUCAAAACGGUGCAACAUAUCUUCGGGUCGAUUAUUGGUCGAAACUAAACCCGGCUGGUGCUGGAAGAAAGAGUGUUCGGAUAACUUCGAAGAAAUCAUGGACUCAUGGACUCUUCGUUGCGGAUAUUGCCCAUAUGCCGGGUGGAAUUUGUGGGACUUGGCCUGCGUGUGAGUCUUUCUAUCCUGCUAAGGGAAACCAUUGCUUACACUAGGGACAGGGUGGAAACUUGGACCUAAUUGGCCCAACAAUGGUGAGAUUGAUAUUAUUGAGGGUGUUAACAGUAACAGCAAGAAUACUAUGGCUCUACAUACGUAAGUUUGAUGCUUUCAUAGGUAAUAUUGACAGCUAAUCCUUCGUAGAUCUGCGAACUGUCGCAUGACUCCAACCCAUCAGCUCGGCACGCCGCAAGAUACCAAUUGUGAUGGCACUACAAACAGCAAUGCUGGUUGCUCAGUUCGCUCAACCAGCAAGUUGACUUAUGGAAAUGAUUUCAAUGCCAUAGGCGGUGGUGUAUAUGCCAGUGCGUAUCCGUUCCUACUAUACUAUCAAGCUUGAUACUGAUUCCGAACCAACAGUGGAAUGGAUGUCGCAAGACAUCAAAAUCUGGUUCUUCCCGAGAGGUGGUAUUCCAAGAAACCUUCAGAGUGGUCGACCGGAUACGAAGGACUGGGGAACUCCACAAUCGUAUUACACGGGAAAUUGUAACAUCGAUUCACAUUUCAAGGGUCAUAAUAUUGUGUUUGAUACUACGUUCUGUGGUGAUGUGAGUUAUUGUUUCCCGCACAAAUUCUCAGUUGCGAUGGUUACUGAUUUCAUGAAUCUAGUGGGCAGCUAAUGUCUGGUCAUCUGAUCCUACUUGUUCGAAAUUAGCACCGACUUGCAAUUCCUAUGUUGCUAACAAUCCGUCGGCUUUCAAAAAU